AUGAGUUGGACCGGGGCUGACUGGACCACCCAGGAAGUUAAGCACGCUCAGCUAGACACUGCCGACAUGUUGGCCCAGCUCCAAAGGUUCACAGUCACCCAGUCAGAACUAGCAGAGCCCAGGCGAGAAAAACGAUUCCUUGGGGCGCUACUCUCAAUGGGUGCAGCCGUAGGGUCACUAUUUGCUCUAGGUACCACUGCCGUCAACGCAGUCAGUCUAGCCACGGUCAAAAUAAAUGUUAGGGAGAUUACUGAAGAGAUGCCAAUUAUCCAGCAACAGAUGCAAUCACAGGCACUCAGGUUUCAGCAUGUGGGAAGGUCUCUCCAGGACACUAUUCUGGUGGUAAACACACACGCUACUCUCCUGAACAAAACCCUCCUGUCGGUAGGCAAGCUAGUAGAGGUCAUGAACCAUGACUAUGCCCAUGUCCAAUUGGUUUGAUGAUUGUUGGAGGAUUUCCUCCGUGAAGUUAGCUCUUCUAUGGACCACUUGGACAUGAAUAGAAUCCCCUCAUAUCUAGUGCCCUCUCAAAGGUGCAAAACAUAUUGACCUCAGCUACCACAACCAUGAUAAAGCCAUUACUGUCACACCUGGCCUAUAGUCUGGUGUCUGCAAUUCCAAUACGUUGAUGUUAGUCGAAAUGAAGUGGGAUUUUUACUGACGCUGCCGGUUGUUGAACUGGAGAAUAUAUAUAGGUUGAAAACAGUUCUAAACAUAGGAUUUUGGUGCGACAACACCCAUGAGAAAAUCACCACACCUCCAGUCAUAGCUUAUCAGGAACACAAUCCAGAUUUCUAUCUCACCCAUAACUUGUUAAUGUGUACUCUAACCAAAGACGUCCACUACUUGUGUCCUAUCAAACCCUUCGUCAGGGAUAACACUGAGCGCCUUUCUGGCCUUAAGCCUAUCACCAGUGAAGAACGC
Messenger RNA from Coregonus sp. 'balchen', 924 nucleotides. Lineage: Eukaryota; Metazoa; Chordata; Actinopteri; Salmoniformes; Salmonidae. The record is from the annotation of a GenBank genome assembly.